UGAAAGCACGACUCACACACUACCUACUGCCUCUUUCUCCUGACGCUUCUCCUUCCUCCAAUCAAUGGCCGGUGCUUCCAACCCCAAAACCCUAAACAAAACCCUUCUUCUUUCACAAUCGCAAUCCUUACCCUCAGCUCUCGCGGACGAUGACGAUUUUCAAGAUCCAUCUCCUUCUCAGCUCCGAUUGCCAAAACCCACCUCAGCAAUUCCCUCCCGUAAGCCUCUUGCACCUUAUAAUAAUAAUAAUACUGCCAGUGCUUCUCGACCUUCCAAGAAGCCAAAACAGCAUCCACUACACGGAGGCAAGGAGAACAUAAUUGUUGUUGGAAAGUGUGCUGAGGAUUCGGAUUCGGGUCAUAAAUUGGAUAGUUCUCGUCCUACCAAGAAGCCAAAACAACAGCCACUAAUUUCCGAGAAACAGGAGUCCGAUUCUGAGGAUUUGGAUUUGUGUCAUGGAUUGGAUAGCAUAGAAUCGACUAUAGAUGGUUGUUCUAGGACCCAAAGAACGGAGAACGAGGAAGAAUUAAAGAAGGGUUACUUGUUUAAGUCGAUAGAGGCGAGGUUACUCAAUUCGGAUGGCGGAUUCGAAGAGAGAAAGGAGGGAUCGGAGGAGUGCUCUGAGCUUGAUUUGCUGCUCAAAUUAUGUGGCGAGGAGGAGGAUGAAGGAGAUCGUGUAGAGUGUUUUGGCUUAGAGGACGAAUAUGGUCUCGUUUGUUGCCCCCUUUGUGGAGCUGAUAUUUCAGAUUUGAGUGGUGACAUGCGAGAGGUUCACACUAAUGAGUGCCUUGACAAUGAGGAGACUCCAGCUCAUGUGGUUACUGCCAAUAAUGAUGUAUCUUUUCAGUGUCCUGGGCAAGUGCUUAAUGAUUCCCCAUGUCAAUCUCCUAAAAAGAUUGUCCAUGUAUCACCUGUUGUGGAAUGGUUGCGAAAUCUUGGACUUGCUAAAUAUGAAGAAAUCUUUGUUCGGGAGGAGAUUGAUUGGGACGCUUUAAAAUCCCUCACGGAAGAGGAUUUGUUUAGCAUUGGCAUCACUGCUCUUGGUCCGAGGAAAAAGAUUAUUAACUCUAUUUUGGAGCUAAGAAAGGAAACUGCCAAGGAAAAAGUAGCUCGGCGAGAUGUGACAAAAGUUGUACCUGAUGAUGCCGAUACUAAACCAAGCAAGUUGAUAACAGAUUAUUUUAUUGGUUCUGUUUCGGAAAGAAAGAGAGUUUGUUCUACUGGAAGGGCACAAACGGAGGUUGGAAGAACUUGUUCAGAUGCUUCCCGUAAGAGAAUUCAGAAGAAAAAUCCAGCCAAGAGUGCAAAAUCUAAAGAUAUUCCUAUGUGGUGUUCUGUACCAGGAACACCAUUCCGAGUGGACGCUUUCAAGUACUUGAGAAGAGAUUGUUCUCAUUGGUUCCUCAGCCACUUCCAUUUAGAUCAUUAUCAAGGGCUUACCAAGUCCUUCUGUCAUGGAAAAAUUUAUUGUUCCUCAAUUACGGCAAAGCUUGUUAAUCUGAAGAUUGGAAUCCCAUGGGACAAGAUACAAGUUUUACCCAUCAACCAGAAAAUCAACAUUGAAGGAAUUGAUGUCAUAUGCUUUGAUGCAAACCAUUGCCCGGGUUCCCUAAUAAUCCUUUUUGAGCCACCCAAUGGUAAGGCUGUCCUGCACACGGGGGAUUUUCGAUUUUGUGAAGAAAUGACAAGGAAUUCAAUCUUGCAGACUUGUGGUGUCCACACUCUCAUCCUAGAUACAACAUACUGUGACCCUCAGUAUGACUUUCCAAAACAGGAGGCUGUUAUUCAAUUUGUUAUUGAAUCAAUACAAGCUGAAACUUUCAACUCGAAGACCUUGUUUCUCAUUGGUAGCUAUACUAUAGGAAAAGAGAGGUUGUUUGUUGAGGUUGCUCGUGCUCUACAGAAGAAAGUCUAUAUCACUGCAUCAAAGUUACGCAUUUUGCAGUGUCUGGGUUUUCCUCGAGAAGAUAUGCAGUUUUUCACAUUAAAUGAGCAGGAAAGCCAAAUUCAUGUUGUGCCUAUGUGGACACUGGCUAGCUUCAAAAGAUUGAAGUAUGUUUCCAACCAGUAUGCGGGACGGUACAGUCUUAUUGUUGCUUUCUCUCCAACUGGUUGGUCAUUUGGUAAAGGAAAGAAGAAGUCAACUGGAAGCAGGUGGCAGCAGGGUACUAUCAUCAGGUAUGAAGUACCAUAUAGCGAACACAGCAGCUUUUCAGAACUCAAAGAGUUCGUUAAGUUUGUAUCUCCUGUUAACAUCAUCCCUAGUGUAAAUAAUCAUGGACCUGAAUCCAGCAAUGCAAUGGUCUCGUGCCUCUUGGACUGAUCAAUAUAGUUUUCCAAGAUGUUAUACCAUUUUCUGGACGGUCCAUUGUAGCUUGGACAAUGUAAUUGCUGAUGUUUUGUUCCAAAGCAUGUGUAUUCUUUACAUGAUGCAAUAAUAAUUAGUGUAUUUAGUUCAAAGGUGUACGGAAACGCAAAAGAACACGAGAAGAUAAAGCAAGAGCAAUUACCUCCAACUCCUCUUUCAGGCUCUCAAGCUGAAAUUUUUGCAUUACACAUAAAUCUCAUAUCAAGCAUCUGUCUCUGGGAGUUGUAUCUUGAAGAGCAUCACAAAGUUACACAUCAGAGCAGGCAUGCAGCAAUCCCUUACCUUAUGUUGGAAAUUCCUCUGCCAUUCUGAAAUAGCCAUAGCUAACUAAGUAGGAGAACAUGUAACCAAAGCCUAACAUUAUUUUUGAUUUUGUCUCAUUGUUAAUUUAUCUCAUUCUUCCUAUCCUUUAUUCUUUUUC
Molecule: messenger RNA, 2789 nt
Organism: Nicotiana attenuata
Lineage: Eukaryota; Viridiplantae; Streptophyta; Magnoliopsida; Solanales; Solanaceae
Product: DNA cross-link repair 1A protein
Exons: 10
Coding region: 65-2323 (752 amino acids)
Biological process (GO): protection from non-homologous end joining at telomere; double-strand break repair via nonhomologous end joining; interstrand cross-link repair
Molecular function (GO): damaged DNA binding; 5'-3' DNA exonuclease activity; protein binding
Source: RefSeq, a predicted model, not a curated record